GAGCCAUUGACCAAUGUUCCUACAUCAAGUACCACUACUCCUCAGCAACCAUUCCUAAGAAUCUAACCUACAACAUUACCAAGACCAUCCGUCAAGAUGAAUGGCAUGCUUUACAUUUACGCCGAAUGACAGCUGGUUUUAUGGGCAUGGCGGUGGCUAUCAUCCUAUUUGGAUGGAUUAUCGGGGUGCUGGGCUGUUGCUGGGAUCGAGGCCUUAUGCAGUAUGUGGCAGGACUUCUCUUCCUCAUGGGAGGAACCUUCUGCAUAAUUUCACUGUGCACAUGUGUAGCCGGAAUCAACUUUGAGCUCUCCCGAUAUCCCCGGUACCUGUAUGGACUCCCUGAUGACAUCAGUCAUGGCUACGGCUGGUCCAUGUUUUGUGCAUGGGGCGGCCUAGGUCUUACUUUGAUCUCUGGCUUCUUCUGUACCUUGGCCCCUUCUGUUCAACCUGUCCCCAGGACCAAUUGCCCCAAAUCGAGACCUGAGAAUGGGACAGUGUGCUAAGACAAGUACAAACAAGCCUAUAAAUAUACAUAUUAUACAUAUAUAAAUAUAAAUGAAUAUACAUAAACAUAUAUUAUAUAUAGAUCUCAAACAGUUGCCAGUGCCAUGGUAGAGUGGAGUCCAAUGAGGCUCCUACAUCUUCUCUACAGCUUUGUAUUGUUCUUGUUAUUUUUCCUGGAGAAAGGAAUAGCUUUUCUGCAACAUUGCUCUUCCACUCAGCUCCUUAAAAAAAAAAAAUCUUCAGCAUCCCACUUCAAACAUCAAGUGAACAUAUUGUUGCAUCUGUCUGCCGCCAGUUGUCUGUGAUAUGAUAGGGAAGGGAAAAGGGUAUCUUGGUGCAUAAGGUACUUUUACAAGGAGUAACGAAAAGAAAAAACACACUGUGUUGGGGAAACAUAAACAGUAAAUAAAUGAACCUCUUCAGUUACCUCUCUAAAAUCUAACCUUCUCAAGGCCAUCUUCAGAAUCCCUCUGCUCACACAUGGAUAUUUUUUAUUUUUUUUAAACCUUGCCUGUUACAUCAAAGAGGAAUGAACCAGAAGAUUAAGGCAGGUUUCCCUUUAUUUGUUAAACUUUAAAAAAAAAAAUCAGCCAAGAUUCUUACAGAACAAAACUUCAAGUGAGGAUCUUUGAGUGGAUGCUUUGACAAUGCUGUUUCAACUUCCCUCUGCCUUACAGCCAGGCUUAAUUGACAUGGCUGAACUGUUGGCAGAAAUGCAAGAGAAAGUCUAACUGAAAUGCUGUGAUGCAUUAUAACUCCCCCUCCAUCCCACCUUUUUUUUUUCAAAAAGAGAGAGAGAGAAAGAAAGAAAGAAAGAAAAGUAACCCUGGCGUUUUCAUGUGAUCUUCUACCAAAUUCUCCUCACUGUGAUUGCAACAAAAGGUGUCAAGACUUAUGCAUGGAUGAGGAAAAGCCUGUUUGGAGGCUGCACGUUUCAUGGUCUGGAUUUGGUUCUGCCUCUGAUCUCGCCUUGCCUUGGUACAUCAAGAACCAUCUGAUAGUGGAUAGAAGCCAUUGUGGGUGGUAAGAGGUGGGAAUGUGGGCUUUGUGGUUGUUUGAUCAUCAAGUUGGCUGUGCAGGAGGAGUUUGGGCAGAGAUUGUCGUUGUUGUUAUGCCAUUGUUUUGUUAAUCACAAUCAUGUGGGUAAAAGCCAUUGCAGUGAUAGGGGAAUUCUGAAGGGAUGGUAAUAAUAAGGAUUGUAAUACAUGGUGCUCCUCCUUAUGUCCAUGUGCACCAAGCACAGAUAUCCGUGCGGUUAUCAUAAACUACCUGAUUUUCUGAGCCUUCUAUUUGCCGCCCAGAAUUGUUUGCUAUGAGAUGGGUGGCAAAUAAAUUCAAUAAAUAAACAAAGAUGAGAAAACGUGUAAACCCGAAGGCAUUGAAGGGAGAGAAAGGAAUUCCAUUCCUCAUAAAAACCAACACUUUUGAUUGUGAUUUGAUAAUUCCCCCACAGGGGUAUUGUAAGGUGUGGUUAAAUAAGUCAAACUGGCAGCUGAAAUGUUGUGAUUGAAGAUUUGCUAGUUUGUGUGUGUGUCACCCAUUAAAAAUGGAUGGAAUUUCAACACACCUUUGUGGCCAUCAGUUUGACUUUGCCCACCAAGCCUGCCCCUACACAUACAUACUUUUCACCUGCUUCCUCUCUUCUCCUUAUUUCUUACUAUUUCCCCGCUUAUUUAUACCUGAGUCCUCCUAUUAAAUAUCCAUGCUAAAGAACUGGAGACAGCUAGGGUAACGAAAAUAACAACUUACGAUCCAGGAAAAAAAAAAAACCUGUGAUCUGAUUAGUCCUUAUGGAGAUUGGUAUAGAGAGGAUAAUCAAGACAAUGGAGAAGACACACAUACUAAUUGCAUAUAAUAAUGAACUUCAGAGGAAAAUAGUAGCGUAACAUUGGAGGAUGGAUUUGCCAAAAUAGAUGAACCACACUUCUAUUUUUAGUACCUCGUGACAUAAAAUAAAACUACCACUACGGAAGUAUCCUUUCCUUUAAAGACAAAAAGAAAGCACAGAUAGCACAUAAACAGUCUUUCCAACUAUAUUCUGAAGUAUUUAAUCCAGGUAGCAACACCUUCUUGAUGUCUCUUUUCAUCGUAGCUACAUGUGCAGAUAAACCAUGUGGUUACAAUGUGUGGGUCUACCACUCAGCCUUGGAUUAACCAUUAAGCACAUGCUUUUAGGGAACCAAGAGAAGGGGGCACCACAUCAUUUUCCCCUCCCAGCCAGUGGUGGGAUUCAGCCAGUUCGCACCUACCCGGGAGAACUGGUUGUUAACUUUC
This is a messenger RNA of Thamnophis sirtalis, 2778 nucleotides long. Lineage: Eukaryota; Metazoa; Chordata; Lepidosauria; Squamata; Natricidae. The record is from RefSeq and is a predicted model, not a curated record.